Molecule: messenger RNA, 894 nt
Organism: Drosophila miranda
Lineage: Eukaryota; Metazoa; Arthropoda; Insecta; Diptera; Drosophilidae
Exons: 5
Coding region: 70-831 (253 amino acids)
Source: RefSeq, a predicted model, not a curated record
AUUGCAUUCCGCAUCGGGCACUCACAGUUCCAUCGACUAUCGCCGGAUAGAGACGUACAGCUCUCGGAAAUGUUGCUCCCUUGCGUGCUGCUGCUAAUCAUUGGCCAUGGGCUUUGCCGCACUUUGCCUCAGCAGAAGCUACGGGUUAUACGCGAUACAAGAAAUCUACCAACAGAUCUGUUCAAGCCAGUUGGAAACGGAGGCGGUAAAAAGUCGAUCGCCAAUGAAGGACAGAAUGGUACUGUCAUACUAGAGCCCACAGAUGGCGUGGAGUUCCUUGAGAAAACCGAAGGAGAGGUCGCAGCUGUCUCAGAAUCCGAAGAAUCUGAAAGUAAUCCCCCUUGGCCCAACUAUCCACAUAACUCUUUCUUUUCCAGUAAUUUUUCACCGCCACCUGUUUUCAAUGGAAGAAACGUGAUGUUUCCUCCCAAUAAUAUUCGCCCCAACCCCAGCCCCAGCUUCAACGGGAAUAACUUUCCGACGAGUUCUUUCCCGAACAAUCCCAACACCUUUCCCCCAUUAAGUGGCACAUUUCAUAGCUCGGGACUUGAUCCACGUUUCGGGGUACCUUAUCCAUCUGGAGCUUCCAGGAAUCCCGUCUUUUCUGGCGGCUACGGUGGUAGUCCCAAUUCUAUAGCUUAUCCCUCGGGUGUUAGUUCCAUGACGCCCUUCUUUUCUGGCAGCGGCCCCAUUGGUAGUUCGUCAAGCAAUUUUCAACGCUCCGAGCACUAUAGCUACACCUCCGAUGGCAAUGGACCGCCACAGGUCGAGCACAAUGUGUUCGACUCACGGACGCCAAGAUUUGGCUCUUCGUCCAUGAGUUACUUUUAAUUCUAGAGUAUCCGCUUAAAAAUAAAUUAAAUUUGCCAGUAAUUUCAAUGCAUUUCCGUACGA